GGUGAAGGGGCUACUUCCACGGACAGAGGAGGAGGCAUUUGUGAGGACCAUAUCUUAAGAUGGUGUGGAGAACCUGGUUGAUGAUGGUGUGGAUGACACAGAGGCUGAGGCAGGUAGUCAGGUACCAGACACUCAGGUACCAGACACUCAGGUACCAAUUUUUGGAACUUUUUUUUUUAUGUCUUGAUUUUUUAUUGUUUUUGUUUUGUGAUAUUUGUUACAUUGUGGAAUUAUUGUAUGCUUACCGUAUUUUUUUGGUAUAUAUUUUUUCAGGCCACUGGUUCAGAACCUCAGCCCAGUGCACCAUCUUCAUCAGGCGUUCGUGGUGCCGAGUACACUGAUUUAGUGGCUAGGUUGGAUAGGAUCGAGGCUGACACUCAGGGUCUGUAUGCUGCUCAUGUCGAGCUGAAGAAGGCAUACGAGACCAGCCAUGUAGAGCUGAAGGGUGGUCAGAACGUAAUUAUGGAGCAGCUCAGAGACAUAUUGGCCAUGUUGAAUCGUCCGCCAACGACAACUUCAGCACCGGAGGCCCCAGCAGAUCCAUCUACCCCACCACCAGCUGCAUCACCCCCAGUAGAAGAGGAGGAGGUCUUCCCUGACGGGUACGAUCCUUAUGAGGGAGCUCCAGCGACUCCCAUCGAUACAGGUGUUAUCCAUGUACAUGACAUCGAGUCGCAGGGUGAGAUUCUGUCGAUAGAGGCACAACCUACAGAGGUUAAGAGUCGGAAGAGAAAUCCUCCUGUAUGGUUCAGUGACUACACGGAGAUGAAGAGGAGACAUAGGCCAUCUUCGACGUUUGAUUCCCUGGAGCCACCGGAUGAGAAAUUGUUAGUUACUUUCCGAAAGUGGUGUGUUGGACUCAUUCCGAACCACCGACUUCACGAUUUGAGAAGUGGUGAUUACGGUCCAUCAUUCUUUUGGAAGCUGCUCACACCAAAGGAAUGGCUUACAGAUGACCAUAUAGAUGCAGCAAUGCAUAUGCUGAGGAGGCGACGCACCGACUAUCCACUGACAUUUCCUCAGAAGGGUAUCAUUCUCUCCACAUUCGUGACCACCAUGAUCAGCAGUGCAUGGACGAACCACAGGGGUCCGAGGAGAAACUUUGUGUGGGAGGAUUAUAUCCUGGACUACUGCAAAGGGGUUAAUAAGGUAUUGUUUUAGUAAGAUUUUAAAUGUUGAACUAUGAUUAUAACUUCGAUUGUUAAUUGUUUGGGAGGAUUAUUAUGGUUUGUUAAUUGUUUCGUUGUUCUCCGUAAUUACAGAACCAGUUCUUUUCGAGAUGGAUGGGUAACGAGUAUAUUUACUUCAGUCUGCAUCUUCCCGAGGCAAGGCACUGGGUCACACUUGAAGUUGACAUAGAGCUGUGGAAAAUUAAUGUCUACGACUGUGAUUCCAGCGUCUGUCAUUGGACCGCCAUGGAACCCAUCCUGAAGACUUGGGAAGAACUGCUGCCCUCGCUAAUCCUUGCAACCAGGGAAUUUCCACGUAACAACCAGAUCAUGGC
Molecule: messenger RNA, 1504 nt
Organism: Cannabis sativa
Lineage: Eukaryota; Viridiplantae; Streptophyta; Magnoliopsida; Rosales; Cannabaceae
Exons: 2
Coding region: 238-1161 (307 amino acids)
Source: RefSeq, a predicted model, not a curated record